Molecule: messenger RNA, 2969 nt
Organism: Saccostrea cuccullata (small rock oyster)
Lineage: Eukaryota; Metazoa; Mollusca; Bivalvia; Ostreida; Ostreidae
Product: putative amine oxidase [copper-containing]
Exons: 3
Coding region: 177-2609 (810 amino acids)
Biological process (GO): amine metabolic process
Cellular component (GO): plasma membrane
Molecular function (GO): primary methylamine oxidase activity; quinone binding; copper ion binding
Source: RefSeq, a predicted model, not a curated record
UACUUAAAAGAUUAUUUAAGUGAGACAAAGUGUAAUAGUCUUUAUGAGGUGUUAGUGCUGAGGAAUGGCUCAAUUUUAUAAUGACAAUAUCUCACUUGUAUUUUUAUUUCUGAAGUGAUAUCAACUUUUGUAUACUGAACGAUUCCUUUUCCAGUCCUUGAAACUCAGAUCCCAACAUGGACAACAGUCCUGAAUCUUUUCCUCUGGAUAAAAAGAAAGAAGGCACCCCAGAAUCUGAUGACGAUGAGAAUAACCCAGAUAAGUCAGAAAAACACAGACAGACAAUCGGCCGAUUCCGCAUCAUGUUGUUUGCAGCUGGGAUAAUUAUUCUUCUAUUGUUAAUCAUAGUAAUAGUGGUGGGUGUCAUGAAGAAGAUGGAAAAAAUAAAGCCUUGUUCUUCCGGUCAGACAGUUGAUUUAUCAGAGCCAGACAACCCCUCAAUAUUUCACGAUUUGACUUCCAAGGAAGUCGAAGGAAUGAUGAAAUUCUUAUAUGAACAAAAAGAGCUUAACUUGACAAGACCCCCUGAUAUCGAAGUGAGAUCUUCGUACAUUUUUACAGCGGAACUGCAUCUUCCUGAUAAAGCAGAGGUAACUUCUUUUCUUGAUAGUCGCUCUGGACAGAAACCACCUCGACAGGCAAAGGUGAUAAUUUUUCGUGGAGAUUUAGACAAACCGAAAAUCAUGGAAAUAAUCAUAACUCCACUUCCAAAUCCCACUCAAUACACGAUCUGGAAGGACAAUAUUCCUUUCCAGUACCGCCCUAUUACUGGUCCAGAUUAUGGUGGUGCAUUGAUGAAAAUCUCACAAGAGACAGAAGUAAAAGCACGCACAUUGUUGCAGGAGAACUUUGGCGGAUCAUUAUUUUUUUGUGGUACAAAUUGUCUAACGUAUAAAUAUGUAACAGUUAUGUCAUCUGCAGUCAGUGGAAGAGAUCGACGCCUAUAUUGGUUCUGGGUGUCUCAGUUUGUAGAAUUCUACAUUCUCCAUCCUGUCGACUUUGCCGUUUUAGUAGAUAUGGACGAUCCAAAUUAUUCGAUUGAGAAAGUAUGGUUCAAUGAACAAAUAUUUGACAGCUUGGACUCUCUUGUGAAAGAAUACAAUGAAGGCAAACUGGAAAAGAAGUAUGUGCCUUUUCCGGAUUUGUCUGAGACUCUGUUCUCCAGGCUGUACAGGAGAGGUACCGAGUUUCCACAAACAUCACAGGGCCCACCAAUUUCCAUGCAACCAGAUGGCCGUAGAUACGUCGUAAAAGGACGGCACGUGAAAUACAUGAGCUGGGAAUUUGACUUCAGAAUGUCUAGUACUCACGGCCCACAACUCUAUGAUAUUCGUUACCUAAAUAAGAGAAUUGUCUACGAACUUGCUUUACAAGAAAUAGGUGUGUUUUAUUCUGGAUAUGAACCUACCCAGAUGUUUGCAAACUACUUUGAUUCGUCUGUUCUUAUUGGUCCCCAGGAUAAGGGGUUAGUUCCAGGCGUUGAUUGUCCUUCCCAUGCCACAUUUAUACCCGCGUCUCACGUAUUGGAAUCCUCUGAUAAAUUAGUCACAUACAAAAACGCCUUUUGUGUUUUCGAAUUUAAUACAGGAAUGCCACUUCGAACACAUCAUUCUUCUUCUCCUUUCCAAGGUGCAUUUUAUGAAGGACUGUCAAAUACUGUUCUUAUACUGAGAUCAAUUCUUUCAGUGGUCAAUUACAGCUAUCUUCUGGACUUUAUAUUCUAUCACACUGGAGCUAUUGAAGUUAAGAUAGUUUCAACAGGUUACAUACUUGCCAGCCCAUUUACACCAAACGCCUCUAACAUUGGGGUACAGGUAAGCGACUAUAUCAAAGGCAACAUACACCAUCACAUGUUUAGCUACAAAGUAGAUAUAGACAUUGAGGGAUCCCAGAACCGCUAUAGGACUUUAGACAUUUCCACGAAGGCUUUUGCGAAUCGAUUCAAUCCAGACCCUAAUGCAAAAAUUGUCCAAGGACAAUUUAUUGUUUCUGAGAAGAAAACAGAAAGCGAAGCUGCAUACAAGUUUAAUUUUGAUGCCCCAAAGUACCAUUUGUUUUACAACAACUUAAAAAAUAAUAAGUUUGGUGUUCCAAGAUCAUAUAGGUUGCUGAGUCGAGGUAUGAGUAAACAACUGUUACCAGAAGGCGAGGGAAAUGAACCGGCCAUGGCCUGGAUGCGUUAUCAAAUGUCUGUGACCAAACGAAAAGAAAGCGAACGAAUAUGUAGUUCCAUUUAUAGUGCAUUGGAUGCCAAAGCACCUGUUGUAAAUUUUGAUGACUAUUUGAGAGACAAUGAGAGUAUUGUCGAUGAGGAUUUGGUUGCCUGGGUGAGCUUGGGUGUUCAGCACAUCCCCCAUACAGAAGAUCUUCCAGUGACACACACACCAGGCAUGGACCUCAGUUUCUUCCUUUUACCAUAUAACUACUUUCAGGAAGAUCCUGCAAUGGGAUCAUGUGAUUCAGUGAGGAUAGAACCUAAAGUUUACAAUAAUCCUAGCAGUGGAGUAAAAGUGACUGGAUUUAAUCAACAGAAACUGAAAUGUAAACCCCCUGUAAACAAUUAUCAAAAGACUAUAGAGGCUGAUCCUAGCAUUUUAUUUGAAACGUAAAGAAAAUGGGUCAAAAUAUGUCCUAUGAAACUUGGAUUGAGAGAUGUUUUGAACAGAGGAAGUUGUGGACAUACCUUAUUGAAAAAUAUGAUAACCUUCAGAGAUGUGUCGACUUUUAAGAGACUUGAACAAUCAAACUUUGACAAUAUAUUGAGGAAAAAUAAUGAUUUUUACAUUGUUAUUUCACAAAUUUGUAUGUAGACAAUAUUUAACUUCUUGUCAUGAUCGUACAAUUAGAAAAAUCCACACAAUACAGUGUGCAAACGAAUGUCAUCCAAUUACAAUGAAAAAAAAUGUAUGUCAGCAUUUGAAAUAAAGAUUGUAUUUGCUGACAAGGUCAUUGUAUCAAGCAUAAAUCCU